This is a messenger RNA of Orussus abietinus, 1979 nucleotides long. RefSeq names its product succinate--hydroxymethylglutarate CoA-transferase. NCBI's taxonomy places the organism in Eukaryota, Metazoa, Arthropoda, Insecta, Hymenoptera, Orussidae. The coding region runs from base 466 to 1776 and encodes 436 amino acids. The transcript is spliced from 2 exons. The record is from RefSeq and is a predicted model, not a curated record. Gene Ontology annotation, molecular function: catalytic activity.
UGCUCCCAGUAAAUUGCGUCAUUUUUCUAAUCUCAACUCAAGGAUCGUAAAACAUCACCGGACAUGCACCUAACCUGUACUAUUGUAACCUUUAUAUCUAGAAACAGAUCUCAUUAGAAAGAAUUACAUAUUUAAUUCCAAAAUUGUCCAAUCAAGUUGGAAUUAAUUUCUUUAGAUAAUAUUGGGCGCAGCGUUUAUUUUAAUCGAAAAUCCGACUUCAUCGAAGCAAUUGUAAAAUUAUACAUAAUAGAGUUUCAGUAUCUUGAUAUAUAUGACCUUUAGAGCACUCAAUGUUGAAUUGCAGAAAGCAUUGUGUCGAUGUUCUGUGUCUUUUGUGCCAUUUAAGUACUUAAGAUCAUGAAAGAGGUGUGUGGACUAUUUUAUGUUUGCUAAGUACAGUGCUCGCUAUACUUACAUUUAUGCAUAACGGUAGAACAGACUUUGACUAGAAAAGAAUCAAUAACAAUGGAUAAGUUAAUUAUAUCAUGCAUUACUACAUAUGCCAGAAGCUGCCUUUUGAAAUGUAAUUGCAAGGUGGGAAGUUUUAACCGAGAGCAGCGACUUUAUGCAACAUCGAUAAGUGACCGAUUUCCGUUGUCUGGAGUUCGAAUAUUAGAUCUAACUCGUAUUGUGGCAGGACCAUAUUGUACGAUGAUAUUAGGUGAUUUGGGAGCUGAAGUUUUAAAAAUUGAACGUCCAGGGACCGGUGAUGAAUCGAGGAAAUGGGGACCACCAUUUUUUGAAGGCACUCAGGAGUCCACAUAUUUUUCCUGCGUGAAUCGUAACAAAAAGAGUGUUUGUAUUGAUUUGAAAAAAGGUAGACAGGUUAUAUAUGAUCUGAUUAAAGAGUGUGACGUCUUGGUAGAAAAUUAUGUUCCUGGUAAGCUGAAAGAGAUGGGUUUGGGAUAUGAAGAUAUCAGAAAGAUAGCUCCGAAAUUGAUAUACUGUUCUCUCACUGGCUAUGGCUCGACAGGGCCAUAUGCUUCGAAACCAGGCUAUGAUGUUAUUGCUGCAUCAGUCGGAGGCUUAAUGCACAUCACGGGUCCAAAAGAUGGUCCACCCUGUAAAGUUGGUGUAGCAAUGACGGACUUGGCCACUGGGCUUUACGCACACGGAGCAAUUAUGGCAGCUCUGCUGCAGCGAGCUAAAACGAACGAGGGUCAAUGGAUCCAAUGUGACUUGUUGUCGACACAAGUAGCUAGUUUGAUCAAUGUUGCAUCUAAUUAUCUGAAUGCUGGGAAAGAAGCAACUCGAUGGGGUUCAGAGCAUGAAAGCAUAGUACCUUACGAAUCAUUCCCAACAAAGGAUGGUUACUUGACUGUUGGGACUGGAAGCGAUGCACAAUUUAUAGCUUUAUUAAGAAUAUUAGAAUUACCACAACUGGCUGAUAAUAAAAAAUUUAAAACUAAUACUGAAAGGGUGAAGAAUAGGGAAGAGUUGCUACACAUUCUCAGAUCAGAGUUUAAGAGAAAAACGAACAAAGAGUGGAUGGAAGUAUUAGCGGAUGCUCCAUUUCCUUGGGGACCGGUGAACAGUAUAGGACAGGUUUUCGAUGACCCUCAUAUCAAGAACAUUGGAUUAGUUAAGGAAAUGGAACAUGCUACUGUUGGGAAGGUAAAACUGGUUGGUCCUCCGGUAAUUUAUAGCUAUGCACAAAAUGAAGCGAGACUUCCUCCACCGACAUUAGGACAGCAUACAUCAGAGGUUUUAAAGGAGUUGUUAAAAUACUCUGAAGCCACGAUAAAGAAUUUGAUACACGAUAAAGUGAUACAAUAGAUCUCUCAUUUAUACUUUAACUGUAUCGGAUUAUUAGCAUUUUAUCUAUUAUAUUUAUAUAAUGGUUCAAAAAUUAAUUUAACACUUGUAUUUUAUCUUGCGUUUAUUAUUAUCAAUGUACUAUAAUGCUAUGUAUACAGACAAUAUACUGAAAUUACUCUAAAUUGGUAGAGGUAAAAAAAUAAAGGCUGCGUUACCAGAGA